This is a messenger RNA of Pseudomassariella vexata, 2929 nucleotides long. Its product is annotated as transcriptional activator xlnR. The transcript is spliced from 3 exons. The coding region runs from base 103 to 2859 and encodes 918 amino acids. Gene Ontology annotation, molecular function: DNA-binding transcription factor activity, RNA polymerase II-specific; DNA binding; zinc ion binding. NCBI's taxonomy places the organism in Eukaryota, Fungi, Ascomycota, Sordariomycetes, Amphisphaeriales, Pseudomassariaceae. The record is from RefSeq and is a predicted model, not a curated record. Gene Ontology annotation, biological process: DNA-templated transcription; regulation of DNA-templated transcription.
CGCUCGUUCGAAUUUACGCAUCAGUCAUGAUCAUUGAGAUCCAGGAAAUCUCAUGAAUUCAUAGCUCAAUAUCCAUAUCACUUACACGACAGCCCGUGUGUCAUGAUGCUGUCCAACCCACUGCAACGAUUUUCACCGUACCAUUCAAUCCCCUCCACCACUCUUCUCUCCAACUCGCAUGUUCCCGCGAGCCACCUUCACGGGGGAGGACUCGACUCUUUUGGUCAUGCUUCCCAGUAUGGUCUUCAACACUUGCAGCAACAUGUCGGUAUGCACGCGCCCCAUCUCGCUCGUGCUCCUCCACCGAAGCACCGGCAUCAUCCAUACGGAGGACCAACGACACGGGCAACAGGAUCGGCAGGCCCAAUACGGAGGAGAAUUAGCAGAGCUUGCGAUCAAUGCAACCAAUUACGAACCAAGUGCGAUGGACAGCACCCUUGCGCACACUGUAUAGAAUUCGGACUCGGUUGCGAGUACAUUCGCGAGAGGAAGAAGCGAGGGAAGGCAUCGCGGAAGGAUCUUGCCCAGCAAGCAGCAGCACAAGCUGCAGCGGCAGCCCAGAGCGGUCAACAGUCGCCAAGUCACAGUGGUGAUAACAGCUCCACUGGGGAUCACAGAACCGAGACCUCCUCCUCAGUCAGGCAAGAACAGCAGUCGAACGCCAGCGAGAAAGCCCUCAACGACCUUAGUGAAGAUGCUAUGCAACGCAGCCAAAGGACAAGCAGCCUCGACAGCCUGGCCGAGUUGAGCUCACAUCAAUCCCAUUUGCCCAUGGACAGAGACCACCUUGACAGCCCGACCUCGUUGGACCUGAAUGCCUACGCGAGUCUUCAGAACCCAUAUGAUCGGCAAGGCAUUAGCGCACACAUGAUGACGGGCGCUGCCCACAAUCCGUACGGAGCGGGCCAAACCAAUAUGUCUAACUAUCCCGAAAUACCUUAUCCGCUACAGACCCGGAGCGCCGCGACCUACCCAGCAAAUGCGGCGGCAUUUCGAAUUGGAACCAGCCCUCUGGAUGCCUAUGCUAUGGCCGGAGAACCCACAUCGCCAGACUGGAUGUCCAUGUCGUCACACAUACCGCAGAACAACUACCAUCAACAGCUACGAUACCCAGUCCUGGAUCCUUUGAUGCCACAUCUGGGAAACAUCAUCCCUGCCUACUUGGCGUGCGAUCUAAUCGACCUGUACUUUGCGAGCUCCUCGUCGGCUCAUGCCCACCCAAUGUCGCCCUAUGUUCUGGGUUUCGUAUUUCGAAAGCGGUCUUUCUUGCACCCCAGCAAGCCAAGACAAUGCCAACCCGCCUUGCUAGCGAGCAUCCUGUGGGUGGCAGCACAAACGAGCGAUGCCCCCUUCCUCGCCAGCAUUCCGUCGGCGAGGGGCAAGAUCUGUCAAAAGUUGCUGGAGCUUACCGUCACCCUGCUCAAGCCGCUGAUCCAUACUCAAUCGGGAGAAGCUUCACCUAUUUCUAGUCCUGUUAUCGAUGGCGUGGCCUUGGGCGGUCUCGGCGUUGCGUUACCCGGAUCUACGAGCCUGGAGAACUUGACAGGAGAGUCUGGUGCAUUCGGUGCCGCGGGAACCCUCGACGACGUAAUAACGUACAUCCACCUGGCUACUGUGGUUUCCGCGAGCGAGUACAAGGGGGCUAGCCUUAGGUGGUGGAAUGCGGCGUGGUCGCUCGCUCGAGAACUGAAGCUGGGUCGCGAAUUGCCCAAGAGUACGUCCGCUCCGGGACAAAGGAAUGAAGAGGGCAAUGGGAUUGACGGUGACGGUGAAACCGAAGAUUCGGAUUCGGGCGUCGCCACAGAAGAAGAACGCGAAGAGCGAAGGCGCAUCUGGUGGCUCACCUACAUUGUCGACCGACACCUAGCGUUGUGCUACAACCGCCCGCUUUUCCUCCUCGAUAUUGAAUGCGAAGGGCUCUUGCAGCCCAUGGACGACACCGAAUGGCAAAACGGAAACUUUCGCCCCGGCACCACUGACCCAGCCCUCUCGGGGGUUAGAGUACGAGGGCCUCACUUUGAAUGUUCCGGCCACAGCAUCUUUGGGUACUUUCUCCCCCUAAUGACUAUUCUAGGCGAGAUAGUCGAUCUUCACCACGCCCGUAAUCAUCCGCGAUUUGGCGUGGGCUUCCGUUCCGGACGCGAAUGGGAUGAUCAGACCGCAGAAAUCACCCGCCAUUUGGAGGCAUACGAGCGGAGCCUGAAAAUGUUCGAGCAACAGCACUUCCACGUCGAAGAUAAGAACAAUCAGUCAGGAAGCUUGGAGAUGCCAGGGGACUUGGACCACAUCAACUCGCCGUCUGUGCGCUCGGUCCAUACGAGCUCCUCGCGGAUGACGGAAUCCGAUAUCCAGACUCGAAUCGUUGUGGCAUACGGGACGCACGUCAUGCACGUACUGCACAUUCUUCUCACUGGAAAAUGGGACCCGAUCAACCUCCUGGAUGACAACGACCUCUGGAUUUCAUCACAGGGCUUCAUUACGGCGACUGGACAUGCCGUGUCUGCUGCCGAGGCAAUCAACAACAUACUUGAGUACGACCCCGGUUUGGAAUUCAUGCCCUUCUUCUUCGGCAUAUAUCUUCUCCAGGGCUCGUUCUUGCUUCUGCUCAUUGCCGACAAGCUGCAGCUCGAGGCAUCGGCUAGUGUGGUUAGAGCUUGCGAGACCAUUAUUCGUGCUCACGAGGCAUGUGUGGUCACGCUAAACACGGAGUACCAGCGCAACUUUAGCAAGGUCAUGCGGAGUGCACUGGCUCAAGUCCGGGGUCGCGUACCCGAAGACCUUGGGGAACAACACCAGCGGCGUCGGGAACUUUUGUCGUUGUACCGCUGGACUGGGGAUGGGACAGGACUGGCACUAUAAGCUCUCUCAACGUUCAACACGGGGAUAAUUGGUCGUUACAACAGCCGUGGCUCGGUAAGCCUGACUGACG